AUGGAAGCUGUUGCGUUGCACGACUUUACUCCAAGUAGUAGUAAUGAAGAUGAGCUACCUUUUAAAAAAGGUUCAAUACUGAAGGUAUUGAACAUGACUGAUGACAAAAAUUGGUAUAAGUCUGAACAAAAUGGCAAAGAAGGCUUUGCACCCAAAAACUACAUCCAAAUGAAACCACAUGGCUGGUAUUAUGGAAAGAUACGCAGAUCUGAGGCUGAAUGUCUACUCCUGCAGGAAGAGCAUAAUGGGGCAUUUCUUAUCCGAGACAGUGAGAGUACUGCAGGUGAUUUUACACUAUCAGUAAAGUUUAAUAACAAUGUACAACACUUUAAAGUCCUUCGAGAUGGAGCUGGGAAAUACUUCUUAUGGGUGGUUAAGUUUAAUUCCCUCAACCAGUUGGUGGAAUACCAUAGAGCAGCGUCUGUAUCCAGAUCUCAGACCAUUUAUUUGAAGGAUAUGCAAAACGCAUACGAGGUCGCUCGUGCUCUCUUUGACUUUGAAGCAAAAGAUGAAGACGAAGUGGGAUUUAAGAGGGGAGAUAUCAUUAAGGUUGUUGAUACUAGUGAUCAACAUUGGUGGAGAGGAAAGUGUUACGAUAAAGAAGGUCUUUUUCCAGCAAAUUAUGUGCAAUCUAUCACUACAAAUUGAAAUUUUCAUGUGAAAUUCCCCUUAUAAAAUCUGACAUAAUUCUUGGAUUGUGGA
Messenger RNA from Actinia tenebrosa (Australian red waratah sea anemone), 702 nucleotides. RefSeq names its product growth factor receptor-bound protein 2-like. NCBI's taxonomy places the organism in Eukaryota, Metazoa, Cnidaria, Anthozoa, Actiniaria, Actiniidae. Gene Ontology annotation, molecular function: protein binding. The record is from RefSeq and is a predicted model, not a curated record.